This is a messenger RNA of Aspergillus ruber CBS 135680, 1030 nucleotides long. RefSeq names its product 40S ribosomal protein RACK1 (gene cpcB). Bases 31 to 981 code for a protein of 316 amino acids. The record is from RefSeq and is a predicted model, not a curated record. Lineage: Eukaryota; Fungi; Ascomycota; Eurotiomycetes; Eurotiales; Aspergillaceae. Gene Ontology annotation, molecular function: translation regulator activity; ribosome binding; protein kinase C binding. Gene Ontology annotation, biological process: rescue of stalled cytosolic ribosome; positive regulation of protein phosphorylation. Gene Ontology annotation, cellular component: nucleus; cytosol. The transcript has 4 exons.
GGUCCCUUCAUCGUCUCCCAGACUCCGAUCAUGGCUGAGCAGCUGGUCCUUCGCGGCACCCUCGAGGGUCACAAUGGCUGGGUUACUUCCCUGGCUACCUCUUUGGAGAACCCCAACAUGCUGCUCUCGGGCAGUCGCGACAAGUCCCUGAUCAUCUGGAACCUUACCCGCGACGAGCAGGCCUACGGUUACCCCAAGCGCAGCCUCCAGGGUCACUCUCACAUCGUCUCUGACUGUGUGAUCUCCUCUGACGGUGCCUACGCUCUUUCCUCCUCGUGGGACAAGUCCCUACGUCUCUGGGAGCUCGCCAGCGGUGCCACCACCCGCACUUUCGUCGGCCACAACAACGACGUCCUCUCCGUCUCUUUCUCCGCCGACAACCGCCAGAUUGUCUCCGGUUCUCGUGACCGUUCUAUCAAGCUCUGGAACACUCUGGGUGACUGCAAGUACACCAUCACCGACAAGGGCCACACCGAGUGGGUUUCUUGCGUGCGCUUCAGCCCCAACCCCCAGAACCCCGUCAUCGUCUCUGCUGGCUGGGACAAGCUUGUCAAGGUUUGGGAGCUCGCUUCCUGCCGUCUCCAGACCGACCACAUCGGUCACACCGGCUACAUCAACACCGUCACCAUCUCCCCCGACGGUUCUCUCUGCGCCUCCGGCGGCAAGGACGGUACCACCAUGCUCUGGGACCUCAACGAGUCUAAGCACCUCUACUCUCUCCACGCCGGCGAUGAGAUCCACGCCCUCGUCUUCUCCCCCAACCGCUACUGGCUCUGCGCUGCCACCGCCACCAGCAUCACCAUCUUCGACCUCGAGAAGAAGAGCAAGGUCGACGAGCUCAAGCCCGAGUACAUCGAGAAGGGCAAGAAGAGCCGUGAGCCUGAGUGUGUUUCCUUGGCCUGGAGCGCUGAUGGCCAGACUCUGUUCGCUGGUUACACCGACAACAAGAUCCGUGCUUGGGGUGUUAUGUCGAGGGCAUAGAUGGGAGAUGUGAUGAUGAAUGGAAGCAAUUAAAAAGUGUGUGGAGGGG